AUGAACGACCCUGGCUUGGAUGAUGCUAUCGCCGAUGAGCCAGUUGCUUUAGACGAGGCCUCCACUAAUCCAAAAGAACGGAGAGGCCCUGAAGGAAAGCUAUCUUCCCAAUAUCCGCAAGCUGCUCGGUGGUGGCUUGCAAGUACCGCAUAUCCAUUGAUGGCAGGUACAUUUGGUCCCAUGGCUAGCGCAUUCAACAUUUGCUCCCUCUCACAGCCAUGGCGAAUGGAUCUUACAAGCGGCGGUGGACUAGACAUUCCAGAUCCAAAGUGGGUCACAUCAAUCAAUGCGGUUUCGCUAGUGUCCGCACUUAUCGCCAAUCUCGCCCUCUCCCUGAACAUGGCGCGCCGCAUUCGCUUUGAAAUCGCCCAACCAAUCAUCGUCAUUGGGUGGUACAUUUCAUCGGCACUGUUAAUCGGUAUACUUAUUCCAUUCGGUGUAUUGAUGUACAAGCCCGAGAACGAUGGGAGGAUAUACUCGCAGAGCUAUUACCACGGCACCUUUGCCGCGGGAAUCUACUUCAUUAUCUCUUCCUUAAUGACAGUGACCGGGUACGGCGCCUGGCGAGACCACUAUAGUCGCGAAUACAACUUGACAACCAGCCAGCGGACCUUGAUGCUCCAGACAAUCAUUUUCUUCAUCUAUCUUCUCGGCGGUGCGGCCGUGUACGCGAGGAUAGAACACUGGCGCUUCCUGGAUGCCGUUUACUGGGCAGAUUAUACCCUGCUCACUAUUGGAGUUGGUAACUUUGCGCCAACCACGCAUCUUGGCCGUGGACUUUUGUUCCCAUAUGCAGUGGGAGGUAUUAUCAUCCUUGGCCUCAUCAUUUCUUCUAUCCGAACCCUGAUGCUUGAAAAGGGUCGGCAGAAGAUUGGUGACGUCUUAACGGCUCAUACACACAAAUUCCUGGUCAAGGAAGCAUUUUCGAAUCAUUCUCGUUUGCAGGGAAUCGUUCCACCGUUGGAUGAUCAGACCGCCAAAGACGAAGGGCGGAGUGACCGUGAACAGCGCAAAAGAGAGUUCAUCGCAAUGCGCCAGGUUCGCCAACUAGCCACUAUCCAACACAAGUGGUUAUCCCUGCUCAUGUCUUUCACUCUUUGGAUGACCAUGUGGCUUAUUGGUGGAGUGGUAUUCUGGCGGUCCGAGUCAGAUGCGCAAUGGUCUUAUUUCCAGGCUCUCUAUUUUGCAUAUACAACUCUUUUAACCAUAGGGUAUGGUGACAUAUACCCAGUGAGCAGUUUGGGGAAGUCUUUUUUCGUUUUCUGGUCUUUGCUUGCUGUUCCAACUAUCACCAUUCUCAUUUCGAGUAUCGGUGAUACGCUUGUCCGGUUUAUUCGAGAUAUUACUUUGUUCAUUGGGGAAAUCACAAUCCUACCAGGUGAUCAAUCUUUUAUUGAUCGGACCAAAGAUUUGACCAAGGUGUCUUGGACCGGGUGGUGGUUGGAAGAAACCACAGGCGAGAAGAGGAAACAGUGCCCAGAUGAGAAUAUAGGCGACCGUCCACCCCUCGAGGCGGAAGAGAAGAAGAAAGAGAACGAAGCCCAGGAACGCGGUGAUGUCGCAGCGGAAAACAUCCAUCACUAUCACUAUCUCCUCUUCCGCGAGGUGCGCAAAUUGAUGGAACAGGCUUCAAGCAACCCAGAAAGAGAGUUUGAUUACGUGGAAUGGGAGUACUAUCUUGGUUUAAUUGGGGGUAAGAAUCGACCCAGUAUAUCUGGUGAUGAGCAUGGCGAUGCGGCACAGGCAAAAACAUGCGACUGGGACUGGCUUGACAAGAAGAGUCCCUUGCUCGGUCGAAAAAGCGAAGUUGAGUGGCUGCUCGGGGCGUUGACGGAAACUCUGGAUCAGGAGCUCCAAAGAGCCAGCGAUGUGCAUCCUUCUGUUGACAAGCCAAGUAAAUGUAUCGAUACUCUGUACGAGAAAUAA
Molecule: messenger RNA, 1926 nt
Organism: Penicillium salamii
Lineage: Eukaryota; Fungi; Ascomycota; Eurotiomycetes; Eurotiales; Aspergillaceae
Source: the annotation of a GenBank genome assembly